This is a messenger RNA of Xiphias gladius (swordfish), 1288 nucleotides long. RefSeq names its product macrophage mannose receptor 1-like. The record is from RefSeq and is a predicted model, not a curated record. Bases 46 to 1161 code for a protein of 371 amino acids. NCBI's taxonomy places the organism in Eukaryota, Metazoa, Chordata, Actinopteri, Istiophoriformes, Xiphiidae. The transcript is spliced from 11 exons.
GCAGGUGCAGCACGGCAGCAGAUACUUAGGUCAGACCCCAGUAUAAUGCCCCGGGCAAUUUGGGAUCUCCCUGCGGAAGAUCAUCUCUUAUUUACCAGGGGUGCAUCAUUCAUCACCAUGAAGUCAUCUCUUUUCCUUUGUGUUCUCCUGGGUGUUGUCUUCUCUGUCAGGACUGCAUCAGUGCCUCCUGUAGAGGCUGUCACUGUUACUAACCCAUUCACGACAGAUAUAGUGACAGGGCUUUACAAUGACCCUACCUCCACACAGACCACUGAUUCAACCACACUGUACUCUACACCCAUCACUCCACUCACAUCAUCUUAUUGUUGUAUCACCACAUCUUCAUCAGCCAUACCACCACAACCUACUACAUACACUACUCCCUUGACAAGCCAGAUGAUGUGUCCUGAUGGAUGGGAGGUGUUCCUGGGACGUUGCUACUACUUUGUGUAUGAGGGCAAGACCUGGCCUGAGGCUCAGUCAUACUGUGCACUGCUCGACUCCAUGCUGGUCCCCGUCCACAGCAGUCAAGAGUACGCUUUCCUCCAGCAGCUCACCAACAAUAAUGGUGGUCAAGAUGCUUGGCUGGGUGGUUUCUACCUACAGGACCAGUGGUUAUGGAUUGAUGGUUCCUGGUUCUACAACAACAACUGGAGCAGUGAGUCUCCAGACAGCACCGACCCCUGCCUACUGCUCAAUUCUAAUGAGGCAUGGAGCAAUUCCCCAUGCAACACUAGUGGCUUUGCGUCCAUCUGUGUGAAGAACUCCAAUGUCCCACGGGGGAUGGUGUGUCCUGAAGGCUGGAUGGGUUUCAAAGGCAGCUGUUAUUACUACAACUCUGAAUAUCUGUCCUGGCCUGAAGCUGAUAAUUACUGUUCUGGUCUCCAGGCCAGCCUGGUCUCCAUCCACAGCCUUCAGGAGUAUUUCUUCCUCUACGAGAAAACCACCGCUUAUGGAUUUUCUCCAACCUGGCUGGGUGGAUUCUACCUUGAGGACCAGUGGAUGUGGCUAGAUGGUUCCUGGUUUUAUCAGGGAUUUUUUAUUCAGAUGUCUACAUACAGCAUCAACUCCUGUCUUUCAACAUCCAGCUCUGAUGGUUGGACUAAUUAUGACUGUGAACAGAGCUUCCCUUCGUUUUGCGUGAUGAAUGAGGUUGUGUAAAGGAUGCACUUUAAAUCUGUGCACAGACAGCAUAACGGAAUAAUUCAGUCAAGUACAAAUUUAACCCAAUCGUAUUAUUCCCAAAAUUGCCAAAGUGUCUAUUUCGUGCAAAAUUCCAAACAAAUUA